AUGCCUGGCUAUGAACCAUGGAGGGUUACAUUUUUCUAUGGCUACGAUGAGAGGAAUCGUCGUCUCCAAUCUUGGGAUUUACUCAGGUCUUUGUAUUCUAAGUCCGACUUGCCCUGGUUAGUUGUCGGUGAUUUUAAUGACAUCGCUACCCCUUCUGAGAAGAGAGGAUUACACCCGCACCCAACUAACCUCAUUGAUGGAUUUAAUCUUAUGUUGGACGAUUGUGGUCUUUUUGACCUGGGUAUGAGGGGAAGACGAUUUACCUGGGAACGUGGUCGAGGUUCUGAAAACUGGGUUGAAGAGAGGCUUGACAGGGCUGUGGCUGGAGCUGAUUGGUGUACUUUAUUCCCUCAAGCUACAGUUUUCAAUCACGACGUUAUUACUUCCGACCGUACUGCUUUGUUUGUUGAAAUAGAGGGACCUCGUGUAGUUCGCCAACGCCGCAAGUUCAUGUUUGAAAAUGCAUGGUUGAAGGAUGCUGGGUGUAAGGAAGUUGUAAUGGGAACUUGGAAUAAUUCUGCUGGUGAUAUCCUUCCCAACCGAUUAUUACAGUGUGGUGUGUCUUUGAAGAGAUGGGGAGGAAGCUUUGUAAAGCAAACUGAGAAGGAAAUAUUAUCGCUGCAAGGACGCCUUAAUAAUUUGCGAGACCGUAGAGAUGUUAGUGCUCUUGAUUUGUUUAGAGAGCUUGAUGGCAAGAUGUGA
This is a messenger RNA of Ipomoea triloba (trilobed morning glory), 702 nucleotides long. RefSeq lists its product as uncharacterized. Gene Ontology annotation, molecular function: catalytic activity. The transcript has a single exon. The coding region runs from base 1 to 702 and encodes 233 amino acids. Lineage: Eukaryota; Viridiplantae; Streptophyta; Magnoliopsida; Solanales; Convolvulaceae. The record is from RefSeq and is a predicted model, not a curated record.